ACCACUUUCCCCGAAAUGAGGAAGGACCCAGGCGUCCGGGCAGCCCCUCCCCCACCCCGCUGUGGGUGGACCCAGGAGUCCUGGGGCUCCCAACCCCCACCCAGCUGCACCCGGAAACCUGCGGACCCCCCCAAAAAGUGGGUCCCGCACCCCCUCACCACGGGUGGACCCAGGCGUCCGGGUGGACUCAGGUGUCUGGGUGAACCCCCACCCCAAGUGGACCCAGGCGUCCGGGACUCACCCAUUGGCUCCCAACCCCCACCCAGGUGGACCCACGCAUCCGGGGGGUGCCCCCCCCGCUACAUCUAUGGGUGGACCCAGGCGUCCGAGCCUGGUUGGCAUGGGCGGACCCAGGCGUCCGGGUGCUGGUUAUACAUUAACCGCUGGUGCCACCAUAAAGGGACCCCCGGGACCCCCCCGGUGUCACUGUCACCACCCGCCCCCACGACCAUGGGGGCUCCGGCGCUGCCCCCCCCGCUCGUCCUGGGGCUCCUGCUGCUGCCAUUGGCCACCGCCCAGCUGGUGACCAUGGUGGCCCCGGCCGUGCUGCGGUUGGACACGGAGGAGCAGGUGGUGCUGGAGGCCCCAGGUUUGACGGUGGCCACCGAGGCCACCCUGCUGGUCCAGGACUUUCCCGGCAAGCGCCAGGUUCUCUACCAGGUCCGGGUCCCCAUCAACCCGGCACAGGGCAUGUUGGCCACGGCCACCAUCAAGGUGUCGGCCAAGGUGCUGCCGCCGGCCCAGGGGAAGCGUUUCGUGUCGGUGACGGCGCGGGUGGCCCAGGUGACACUGGAGAAGGUGCUGCUGGUGUCACUGCAGAGCGGCCACAUCUUCGUGCAGACGGACAAGCCCAUCUACACCCCCAGCUCCACCGUCCUUUGCCGCCUCUUCGCCCUGGACCACCGCAUGGAACCAGCACCCAAGACGGUGGUCGUGGAGUUCAAGACCCCCGACAACAUCAUCGUCAAACAAGUGCCCGUGUCCUCGCCCAUGAAAACCGGCAUCUUCUCGCUCAACCAUUACCUGCCCGAGGUCGUCAGCUUGGGGACGUGGACAAUUAUGGCCAAAUUUGAAGAUUCGCCAGAACAGGUCUUCUCCACCCAAUUUGAAGUCAAGGAGUAUGUGCUGCCGAGCUUUGAGGUGCUCCUGGAGCCCGAGGAGAAGUUCCUGUACAUCGACCGGCAGGAGGAUUUCCGGGUGACCGUCACCGCCAGGUACCUGUACGGGAAGCACCUGCAGGGCUCGGCGUUCGUCCUCUUCGGCGUCAUGGUGGACGACGAGAAGAAGAGCAUCCCCCAGUCCCUGCAGCGCAUCCAGGUGACCGACGGGGACGGGGAGGCCAUACUGUCCAUGGCCGACCUGCGGCAGCGGUUCAAGAACCCCCAGGAGCUGGUGGGACAUUCGCUCUACGUGUCCGUCACCGUCCUCACUGACUCAGGCAGUGACAUGGUGGAGACGCAGCGCAGUGGCAUCCACAUCGUGACGUCCCCCUACACCAUCCACUUCACCCACACCCCCAAGUACUUCAAGCCGGGGAUGCCCUUUGACCUGACGGUCUACGUCACCAACCCCGAUGGGUCCCCGGCUCCUCGUGUCACCGUCAAGGCUGAUGGCUUCCAGGGGAUCGUCUCCACCCAACGCGACGGCACGGCCAAGCUGGUCCUCAACAUGCCAGCCAACAAGGACACUGUCCCCAUCACCGUGCGGACGGACCAGCCAGGGCUGCCGGCCGAGCGCCAGGCCUCGCGGCAGAUGACGGCGGAAGCGUACCGCAGCCAGGGCUCCUCCGGCAACUUCCUCCACUUGGCCGUGGGGGCCACCGAGGUGAAGCCCGGGGACAACCUCGUCGUCAACUUCCACCUCAAGAGCAGCAGCAACGCCGUCCGCGACGCCGUGCGGUUCUUCACCUACCUGAUCAUGAGCAAGGGCCGCAUCGUGCGCGUGGGGCGGCAGGCACACGAGGCCGGGCAGAGCCUGGUCACCAUGUCACUGCCGGUGACGGCCGAGCUCAUCCCCUCCUUCCGCAUCGUGGCCUAUUACUACGUGAUGCCCAGCGAGAUCGUGGCCGACUCCGUCUGGGUGGACGUCAAGGACACGUGCAUGGGCAGCCUGGUGGUGAAGGGCGCAUCGGAGGCCGACAACCGCGUCCACGAGCCGGGGACGCCCAUGCGGCUGCGCAUCGAGGGCGACCACAAGGCCCACGUGGGGCUGGUGGCCGUGGACAAGGGCGUCUUCGUCCUCAACAAGAAGCACAAGAUCACCCAGGCCAAGGUAUGGGACACAGUGGAGAAGAGUGACAUUGGCUGCACCGCGGGCAGCGGGAGGGACAACGUGGGCGUCUUUGCGGACGCCGGGCUGAGCAUCGUCACCAGCGAGAAGGUCACCACGCCACAGCGAGCGGAGGUCCAGUGUCCCCAACCUGCCAAGCGCAAGCGCCGCUCCCUGCAGCUCAUGGAGUACAAGGGCACCAAGGCGGCCGAGUACACGGACAAGGCGCAACGCAAGUGCUGCGAGGACGGGAUGAAGGACAACCCCAUGGGACACAGCUGUGAGCACCGGGCCACCUACAUCCAGGACGGGGAGACUUGUGUCCAGGCCUUCCUGACCUGCUGCAACUACAUCAAGGGCAUCCGCGAGCAGAAGCAGCGCGAGCUCCAUCUCCAGCUGGCGCGAAGGGUUGGUCUCCUGAGGCCACGGUCGAGGGGGAUGGUGCCGCCCCCAGGCGAGGUGGACGAUGGAUUCCUGGACGAUGACGACAUCCCCUCGCGGAGCCUCUUCCCGGAGAGCUGGUUGUGGCAGGAGGAGACGCUGACGGAGCCGCCCAAUGAUCUGGGCAUCUCCGGAAAGACUCUGCCCAUCUACCUGAAGGACUCCAUCACCACCUGGGAGGUCUUGGCCGUCAGCCUGUCCCCAACCAAGGGGCUGUGUGUGGCCGACCCAUACGAGAUCACGGUGAUGAAGGAGUUCUUCAUCGACCUGCGCCUGCCCUACUCCGUGGUGAGGAACGAGCAGGUGGAGAUCCGCGCCGUCCUCUACAACUACUGGACCCACGAGAUCACGGUUCGCGUGGAGCUGGUCCACAACCCGGCCAUCUGCAGCGCGUCCACCUCCAAGACGCGCUACCAGCAGAUCCUCAAGCUGAAGCCACAAUCGUCCUGGGCUGUCCCCUUCGUCAUCGUCCCCUUGCAGCUGGGACAACACGAUGUGGAGGUCAAGGCCGCCGUCCGGGGCAGUUUCGUGGCCGACGGUGUCAAGAAGAAGCUCAAAGUUGUGCCCGAAGGGAUAAGGUUGGAGAAGACGGUGAAGAUUGUUGAGUUGGAUCCGAAGACGAAGGGAAUCAAUGGUGUCCAAGAAGAGCGGGUGAGGGCAGCCAACCUCUCCGACAUCGUCCCCAACACCGAAUCGGAGACCAAAGUCAGCAUCCAAGGCAACCCUGUGUCCAUCCUGGUGGAGAAGGCCAUCGACGGGGACAAGCUGAAGCACCUCAUUGUGACGCCGGCGGGCUGCGGCGAGCAGAACAUGAUCGGGAUGACGCCCACGGUCAUCGCCACCCACUACCUGGACAGCACCCAGCAGUGGGAGAGCUUCGGCAUCGACCGGCGCGCCGAGGCCGUCAACUUGAUCAAAAAAGGUUACACCCAACAACUCGCUUUCCGCAAGCCCGACAACUCCUACGCCGCCUUCAAGGACCGGCCAUCAAGCACCUGGUUGACGGCCUAUGUGGCCAAAGUCUUCUCCUUGGCCAUCACGCUGGUGGACAUCGAGCCCGAAGUGGUUUGCGGGGCCGUCAAGUGGCUCAUCUUGGAGAAGCAGAAGCCUGAUGGCAUCUUCCAAGAAGACGCUCCCGUCAUCCACAAGGAGAUGGUGGGCGGGUACCAAGGCGCCGAACCCGAGGUGUCCCUCACGGCCUUCGUCCUCAUUGCGCUGCAGGAGUCCCGGGAGAUCUGCAAGGACCGCGUCAACAGCUUGGAGAGGAGCAUCACCAAGGCCGCCCAGUACCUCACCAAGAGGUACCAAUCGCUGGCCCGGCCCUACACGGUGGCCUUGACCUCCUACGCACUGGCCCUGACCGGCCACCUCAAGAGCGAGAAGGUUCUCAUGAAGUUCUCCAAAGGGGGGAAGAGCUGGGAGGAACGUAACGCCCGCACCUACAACAUGGAGGGGACGUCCUACGCGCUGCUGGCCCUGCUGCAGAUGGAGAAGGCAGAGCUGACGGGGCCGGUGGCCCGGUGGUUGGCCCAGCAGAACUACUUCGGUGGUGGCUACGGGUCCACUCAGGCCACCAUGCUGGUGUUCCAGGCGCUGGCCCAGUACCAGCUGGCGUCCCCGCGGCAGCUGGAGCUCAACCUGGACGUGUCGCUGCUGCUGCCGCGUCGCGCCAAACCCGUCACCUACCGCAUCGAGAACCGCAACGCGCUGGUGGCGCGGUCCGCAGAGACCAAGCUGAACGAGGACUUCACGGUGAAAGCCGAGGGCACGGGCAAGGGGACAAUGACAGUGGUGACCGUCUACAAUGCCAAGGUCCCCGAGAAGGACAACAAGUGUGACAACUUCGACCUGAGGGUGCAGGUGGAGGACGUCAAGGCGGGCAAGGAAGAGGACGGCGUUGUCCGCUCCGUCAAGAUCACCAUCUGCACCAGGCACCUGGACAAUGUGGAUGCCACCAUGUCCAUCCUGGAUGUGUCCAUGCUCACCGGCUUCUCGCCCGACCUGCAGGACCUGAAGAGGCUCACGGAAGGGGUGGACAGGUACAUCUCCAAGUUCGAGAUCGACAAAGCGCUGGCAGAGCGCAGCAACCUCGUCAUCUACCUGGACAAGAUCUCCCACAAGGCCGAGGAGUGUUUUGCCUUCAAGGCCCAUCAGCGGUUCCGCGUGGGCCUGAUCCAGCCAGCGGCCGUCACCGUCUACAGCUACUACAAGAUUGAUGACCGUUGCACCCGUUUCUACCACCCGGACAAGGACGGGGGACAACUGAGCAAGAUCUGCUAUGGGGACGUCUGCCGCUGCGCCGAAGAAAACUGCUUCGUGCGGCACAAGGACGACGUCGCCGUCACCGUCAACCAGCGCAUCGAGCGUGCCUGCGAGGCCGGGGUUGACUACGUGUACAAGGUGAAGCUGGUGGCCACGGAGCAGUCGCCGUCACACGACAACUACAUCAUGACCGUCCUCUCUGUCAUCAAGACGGGGACCGACGAGGACCCGGCCGGGAGCAACCGGACCUUCGUGAGCCACCGGCAGUGCCGGGACGCGCUGCAGCUGCGGCUCGGGCAGGAAUACCUGGUGUGGGGCCUGGCCAGCGACAUGUGGGUCACCAACGGCCGCUUCUCGUACCUGGUGGGGAAGGACACGUGGCUGGAGCUGUGGCCCUCGGAGGACGCGUGUCAGGAGCCGGACCUCAUGUCCCUGUGCCAGGACCUGCUGGAUUUCGCCGAGGCCAUGACCAUGUUCGGGUGCCCGUCCUGAGCCCCCCACCCAUGGGUGCCCGCUAUGGGUGCCCCGCACCCUCCCGUCCCCCCACACACACUUUUUUAGGGGUUAAAUAAAGGCCUUACUGACA
This is a messenger RNA of Columba livia (rock pigeon), 5557 nucleotides long. RefSeq names its product complement C3 (gene C3). The record is from RefSeq and is a predicted model, not a curated record. The transcript is spliced from 40 exons. Lineage: Eukaryota; Metazoa; Chordata; Aves; Columbiformes; Columbidae. Gene Ontology annotation, molecular function: protein binding; endopeptidase inhibitor activity. Gene Ontology annotation, biological process: complement activation; inflammatory response. The coding region runs from base 16 to 5463 and encodes 1815 amino acids. Gene Ontology annotation, cellular component: extracellular region.